This is a messenger RNA of Glossina fuscipes, 396 nucleotides long. Its product is annotated as probable cyclin-dependent serine/threonine-protein kinase DDB_G0292550. Lineage: Eukaryota; Metazoa; Arthropoda; Insecta; Diptera; Glossinidae. The transcript has a single exon. The record is from RefSeq and is a predicted model, not a curated record. Bases 1 to 396 code for a protein of 131 amino acids.
AUGUCAUCAUUAUUUUCACGAUUCGAGGCAACGACAGUAACGGCUGCAGCAACAGCUGCAUUAUUAACAACUCAAUCAUCAUCGGGGCUGAAUAGCUGGCAGGAUGGACAAUUUAAAUUUAAUUUUCCCAUAUAUUACGCACUUGUACAGGCAAACCAUGUUAAUGUUGAUAAUAAUAAUAGUAAAAAAAAUCAUAAUAAUCGCGGUGAUGUAGUAGUUAAGCAUAAACACCAUACUAACAACAAAAAGGUACGUAAGAAUAACGAUGAUGAUGAUGUUGAUGAUGAUGAUGAUGAUGGCACUGAAAAUAAUGAUUACAAUGAUAAUAUUCAUAAAUAUCAUAAUAAUUUAAAUGAUUUUUCUACCAUUGACUCAGGUCUUUUAUUUAAAUAUUGA